Molecule: messenger RNA, 726 nt
Organism: Ostreobium quekettii
Lineage: Eukaryota; Viridiplantae; Chlorophyta; Ulvophyceae; Bryopsidales; Ostreobiaceae
Source: the annotation of a GenBank genome assembly
AUGGUGGGCAGCGCGGUGAUCGUGGGCGUGGGGCCGGGCCUUGGCGCGGCCCUGGCGCGGCGCUUCUCGAAGGGUGGCUACCCCGUGGCGCUGUGCGCACGGCGGAUGGAGAGCCUGAAGCCGGUCAAGGAGGCGAUUGAGGGGGAGCAGGGCAAGGCCGGCUGCUACGCCGUGGACUCCACAGUGGCAUCUCAGGUUGAAGCCGUGAUUCCCCAAAUCACCAGUGAGCUGGGGCCCCCAGAGGUCUUGUGCUACAAUGUCGGCCCAAGUGUUGGCCAUGUCUGGCCCCCACCCACUGUAGAAGAAACUUCCCUGGAGAAGUUCAGGGCUGGCCUGGAAGCGGGAGCGGUGGGGGCUUUCCUGUGGUCAAAACAGGUGAUACCAUCGAUGAAGGCCAACAAGAAGGGAACCAUUCUCCUCACUGGGGCAACUGCGGCGCUGCGGGGAAGCGCCAACUUCUGCCUCCUGUCCCCAGGGAAGUUCGCCAUGAGGUCCUUGGGCCAGACGAUGGCCCGCGAGCUGCACCCACUGGGCAUCCAUGUGGCACACGUCAUAGUGGACGGGUUCAUUGGGUCGCCGAUCGUUGUUGAAAAGAAUCCCAACAAGCCGCGGGAAGAAUUUUUGGACCCGCAGGCCAUGGCAGAGGAGUACUGGAAGCUGCACAGCCAGCACCCGUCCACCUGGUCCUCAGAGAUCGACCUCAGACCGUUCACAGAGAAGUUUUGA